Aricia agestis (brown argus) is the source of this 905-nucleotide messenger RNA. RefSeq names its product homeobox protein aristaless-like. Bases 146 to 874 code for a protein of 242 amino acids. Gene Ontology annotation, biological process: regulation of transcription by RNA polymerase II. NCBI's taxonomy places the organism in Eukaryota, Metazoa, Arthropoda, Insecta, Lepidoptera, Lycaenidae. The transcript is spliced from 6 exons. Gene Ontology annotation, molecular function: DNA-binding transcription factor activity, RNA polymerase II-specific; RNA polymerase II transcription regulatory region sequence-specific DNA binding. The record is from RefSeq and is a predicted model, not a curated record.
CGUUGGUGUGUCGUAGUUUAUUGCCGCGUUCACGUUGCGAUUAAUCUGUGACAUUAUCGUCUGUGAUCUCGUCAGGUUUUGUGAUUAAGAACAUUGAGUUUGUUUGGAGUUUAUUUUUAUCCAGAAAAUAAAUAUUUUUGUUGUGAUGGGUGUAUCGGAAGGUUCAUCGACCCCCGAGCUGCACGAGGACGAGGAGCUGCCGCGCCGCAAGCAGCGCCGCUACCGCACCACCUUCACCAGCUACCAGCUGGACGAACUGGAGAAGGCGUUCGGCAGAACCCACUACCCUGAUGUAUUCACCAGAGAGGAAUUGGCGCUGAAAAUAGGACUAACUGAAGCAAGAAUUCAGGUGUGGUUCCAGAACCGUCGCGCGAAGUGGCGCAAGCAGGAGAAGGUGGGUCCCCACGCGCACCCGUACAGCGGCUACCUGAGCCAGCCGCUGCCGGCGCCGUCGCUGUCCACCCCGCUCACCCAGCUUAGUUUCGGCUUGAGGAAGCCGUUUGACAACGCCCUAGCGUCUUUUAGGUACGCAGGCACCCCCUUAUUCGGCGCCCAGUAUCUGCCGUCUCUUUCUCGCCCCCCACUAUUCGGCGCGCCUCUCUACCCGGCGUCGCACGCGCACUUCCACUCGCUCUUCGCUAACCUCGCCGUACCCGAGUUACCCCGAGUCUCACCCGAGUCCACCCGAGUGUCUCCCGAAGUCACCCGAUCGCCAGCUCCGUCUAUCUCGCCCCCUAUUUCCCCCGGAAGCGAGUCUUUGCCCCCCCAACCGGAGGACAUGAGGAGUUCCAGCAUCGCGGCUCUAAGAAUGGCGGCGCGAGAGCACGAGAUGAAGCUCGAAAUAUUGAGACAGAGAGCUGACUUGAUUUGUUGAUAGUGCUUUUGUUGUUAAUGGAUUAUAAAUU